UGUCAGAGGAAGACAGAUUAAAACCAGCAGCUGUAGGAAAACCAUUGAGAAAAAAUGUGUUUGUCUUUCUCUCACGACGACCUCGACUCACCCACUCAGAUCCUGCAUAUCUAAUCCACUCAAGACGGAAGUGAAGAAUGAGAAGAGGAGAAUAUGAGGAUGAGGAGCGUCUUGUGAAGAGUAGAGACUCUCAGAGAGGAUGGAGGACAGAAACACAGCCAUGAUCGUGCUGCUCCUGCUCUGCGUCACAGCAGAGAUGCAGGUAGACGGCCUCUCUCUGGAUGUGUGUGCUAGCUGCCAUCCUAAAGCUACAUGUGAUGACAAAUCAGACGGAUCUGGAAAAGUCUGUAACUGCAAGUACGGGUUCGUUGGCAAUGGGAGAACUUACUGUCAAGAUAAAGACGAGUGUCAGAUUGGAGCCAGUAAGAUCUGCGGGCUUCACACCGACUGCCACAACACGCAAGGCAGCUACUUCUGCACCUGCCGGAGCGGAUUCACCCCGUCCAACAACAUGGACGUCUUCACCCCCAACGACGGCACGCACUGCCGGGAUAUUGAUGAGUGCACGGGCACGGUCACAGGCCUUUGUGGAGAGGGGGGGCAGUGCAGGAAUCUGGAGGGAAGCUUUGACUGCAGCUGCAUUCUGGGAUAUGAAGUCCAAAACGGAGCCGAGCCCUUCCACCCUCACAGAGACAAAGCUUCCUGCAAAGUGGUAGACUGCGGUCCUCCGGAGGCAGCGGAGGACACGGUGCUGCUGUCGGUGUCAGGGACGACGUACGGCAGCGCGGCCAUGUUUGUUUGUGAGGAGGGCUUCGUGUGGAGGAGAGGAAACAACAGAUCUAUGUGUGAAGCUGACGGCCUGUGGAGAGGAGGCAACAUGAGCUGUGAAGAGGUGAACUGUGGCCCCCCCCCAGCCGCCCCUCACUCUCUCAGGCUGUGGGACCAGAGCUCCAGGCCGGGCUCCGGGGCGAUUUAUCAGUGUAACUCUGGAUAUCAUAAUGUGGGGAAAGGAAAUGUGUCGAAGUGUAACGCUGCAGGAGAGUGGGAGAGACCGCCGCUGCUCUGCAAAGAUAUUGAUGAGUGCACGGUCACAGGCGUUUGUGGAGAGGGGGGGCAGUGCAGGAAUCUGGAGGGAAGCUUUGACUGCAGAUGCAUUCUGGGAUAUGAAGUCCAAAACGCAGCCGAGCCCUUCCACCCUCACAGAGACAAAGCUUCCUGCAAAGUGGUAGACUGCGGUCGUCCGGAGGCAGCGGAGGACACGGUGCUGCUCUCGGUGUCAGGGACGACGUACGGCAGCGCGGCCAUGUUUGUUUGUGAGGAGGGCUUCGUGUGGAGGAGAGGAAACAACAGAUCUGUGUGUGAAGCUGACGGCCUGUGGAGAGGAGGCAACAUGAGCUGUGAAGAGGUGAACUGUGGCCCCCCCCCAGCCGCCCCUCACUCUCUCAGGCUGUGGGACCAGAGCUCCAGGCCGGGCUCCAGGGCGAUUUAUCAGUGUAACUCUGGAUAUCAUAAUGUGGGGAAAGGAAAUGUGUCGAAGUGUAACGCUGCAGGAGAGUGGGAGAGACCGCCGCUGCUCUGCAAAGAUAUUGAUGAGUGCACGGUCACAGGCCUUUGUGGAGAGGGGGGGCAGUGCAGGAAUCUGGAGGGAAGCUUUGACUGCAGAUGCAUUCUGGGAUAUGAAGUCCAAAACGGAGCCGAGCCCUUCCACCCUCACAGAGACAAAGCUUCCUGCAAAGUGGUAGACUGCGGUCGUCCGGAGGCAGCGGAGGACACGGUGCUGCUGUCGGUGUCAGGGACGACGUACGGCAGCGUGGCCAUGUUUGUUUGUGAGGAGGGCUUCGUGUGGAGGAGAGGAAACAACAGAUCUGUGUGUGAAGCUGACGGCCUGUGGAGAGGAGGCAACAUGAGCUGUGAAGAGGUGAACUGUGGCCCCCCCCCAGCCGCCCCUCACUCUCUCAGGCUGUGGGACCAGAGCUCCAGGCCGGGCUCCAGGGCGAUUUAUCAGUGUAACUCUGGAUAUCAUAAUGUGGGGAAAGGAAAUGUGUCGAAGUGUAACGCUGCAGGAGAGUGGGAGAGACCGCCGCUGCUCUGCAAAGAGAUUUUGUGUGGAAGCCCUCCCAUAAUUGAGUCCACUGUGCAAGUGUGGGACGGAAGCUCAGCCCCGAGCAGCCGAGUGCUGUUUGUCUGCAGAGAGGGCUUUAAAAUCACAGGAGGAGAUAAUUCAUCCAUCUGUGGUGAACACGGUCAGUGGAGCAGCCCCACUCUGACCUGCCAAGAGAUAUCAUGUGGGGACCCUCCCUCUCUGCCUCUCACGGAGCGGCUCUGGAGAGGCAGCUCCACUCGUGGAAGCACAGCGACGUACGUCUGUAAAACAGGGUUUAAUCACAAAGAAGGGAAUAACAUAUCAUUGUGCACGAGUCAUGGUGACUGGACGAAGCCCAACAUCUCAUGCAAAGAGGUGGAGUGUGGAGUCCCUGCUCAGAUCCCUCACUCUGAGAUGCUGUGGGAUAAAAGCUCCUCAGUGGGAUCUCUGGUGGUUUAUCAGUGUGUCUCUGGAUAUGGAAAUGUUGGAGAGGAAAAUGUGUCUGUGUGUACGGCCAGAGGAGAGUGGGAGGGAGCCUCUCUGCAAUGUGAAGCGAUCAGGUGUGGAGAGCCUGUUCUUAAAGCCCACGCUGCGAUGCUUUGGGACGGAUCCUCUCACGUUGGCAGUGUCGUGAGUUACAGAUGUGAGGAGGGGUUUCACAGCAGGGGGCUCGGAAACUCCUCCCUGUGUGGAGAGGAGGGGGAGUGGGAGGACCCUGACCUGUGGUGUGAAGAAAUAAGCUGUGGUCACCCCCCCACCCUCCCCCACACUCACCUGCUGUGGGACGGCAGCCAAUCGCUGGGCAGCGUUCGGCUGUACGGGUGCAAGGAGGGAUUUUACCAAGAGGGGGGGAAUAAUAUGUCCACAUGUUUACUGUCAGGAGAGUGGGGGGAAGUUUCUAUAAAGUGCAAAGCUAAGUGUGGCCUGGCUCCCGUCCUGGAUCACUCGGAGGUGGUUUGGCACAACAGGAGCGUCGUGGUGCACAGAUGUGAGGAGGGAUACCACAGCUGGAGAGGAAGCAACGUCUCUGAGUGUGACCCCUCUGGAGAGUGGAGGAGCGCUACACUCACAUGCAUAGAAAUAAAGCCACCUGUAAAUCAUCUUCGUGUCCUCAAGGAGAACUGUGUGCAGUGGAGAGCAGAGAAGUACGAGGAGGACACAGAAACAUACAAGGUGACGUACACGGGAUCCAGAGACUACCAGAGGUCCUUUCAAGAUAAGAGGAAGCGUUUUCUGAGCUCUAAAGCCGACGAGCUGCAGCUCUGUUUAAAUCUACUUCCUGUCACAAACUACAGCAUCUCCAUCACUGCAGCCUCCUCCAGGUUCACCGCCUCCAUCACCACCAACACCAGCCUAACAGUGCUUCCAGCACUAGCUGUGGACUACAGAGAGUUUGAGACUCCUGUACCGACUCUGAGGCUCCGCAGAUCUCCAAACACACUCGACCCGAUCAGUGUGUAUCAGGUGUUUGUGCUUCCUGUGGACGGGAUCAUGAUGUUUGACUGUUCCUCUCCUGCCAGCUCAGACCCCAAAUCAAAAUCCUCUGCAGAGUACAUCACGGGACAGUUUGAUGUCCAACAUGUCGGGACGGAGAUGAACUUCACUGUCGGGGACGGACUCCUCUACGGAGGCUUCUUUAACGCACCGCUGCAGAGCGGCAGGAGUUAUUACAUCAUAUUACGAGCUGUCAGUCAGUGGAAAUCAGCUUUUAAAAGUUCCUGUGUCGUGUGGGCUAGAGUGACAGGUACCUCGUAUGUCCUGAGGGUUUCCUCUCUGUCUGCUGUUGCAGCUGUAGGACUGGUCGCCUUUGUUAUUAUCGGUGGAUACAGUUUCUGCUGGUUUUUCAAGAGGACAUGACACAUGAUGUCCUGUCCUUUUUUUCAUUUUAAUAUUUAUGUACAUUUCGCAAAUAAUUGUAAUAAAGUUUUUUUCACCACAUAAA
This is a messenger RNA of Trematomus bernacchii (emerald rockcod), 4025 nucleotides long. RefSeq names its product sushi domain containing 1 (gene susd1). The record is from RefSeq and is a predicted model, not a curated record. NCBI's taxonomy places the organism in Eukaryota, Metazoa, Chordata, Actinopteri, Perciformes, Nototheniidae. Gene Ontology annotation, molecular function: calcium ion binding. Bases 200 to 3940 code for a protein of 1246 amino acids. The transcript has 25 exons.